Fusarium poae is the source of this 342-nucleotide messenger RNA. RefSeq lists its product as uncharacterized. The record is from RefSeq and is a predicted model, not a curated record. NCBI's taxonomy places the organism in Eukaryota, Fungi, Ascomycota, Sordariomycetes, Hypocreales, Nectriaceae. The coding region runs from base 1 to 342 and encodes 113 amino acids. The transcript is spliced from 2 exons.
AUGCGGACGCUACGUAAAGGAGUGAUGCCCCCUCGAGUCUCAUAUCCCAACUUCCUUCUUCACCACCUUCAAACCGUCUUUGUCACAUAUUCUACUGAGUGCCAAGCUGAUUUCCUCUCCCUCAACUUGGAAAAGUCGAUACGAAGGCACCUCAUAAUUGGAAGACCAUCGCGCUUCUCAUUGAGGAAGGAGCAGAUCCAUGGUACCGUAUUUGGUCGUGGUCUUUUCACCUAUCCCCAAAUCGCAACGGUCAUGGGCAAUCCGGAAGUAGCGGAGCGAUUAGAGGAAGUAGCCAUGGAAAAGCCUGAAGAUGAGGAAACGGAUGUCUCGUCGAGUUGUUGA